AAAUAAUAUGGUGACUGGCUUUAUAAGCCUAGCGGUAAAUAUUGCGCUCUGGAUUUGGAAAAAACCGAGACUCAGAAUAGACUGUACUUUUACUCUUUUUCUUAAUAGAUAAAAUACUGCUCCGAUUAUCGGAACAUCGAGAGGAACCAUAUGAUGUAAGACUUGAAAACACCCAUCUCUCUGAAUGGCAUCGUUUGAGAAUCGAAGGCCGGUGUCAUCGAACUCAGGAUGUGUCCAGAAGCAGUCGUUGAAGCGUGUUGAGCAUUCCGUCGUGAAAUUCACAAAGGUCAUUGUGCCAGCAGAUUUAGACCGCUUAAAUCAACACAAAGUGAACAUUGAUAAGUAUCGGCAGCAACUGGAAUGGGACAAACUCAACAAUGAACAGAUAAAUGCAAGCAGAACUGUACAACAACUCAAGUCUAACAUUAAAGAGAUGCAGAAGCUCCGCAAUCAGAUAUGCGAGGCAGACGUGGAAGAAUUUGACAUGCGUGUACAGCCCACGCAAAUUCAAGCCAUCGAGGCUGUUAUAAAUUUCAUGGGUGAAAAUGAAGAGGUAGAAUCUAUAUUUGGUGAAAGUAGCCAUGAUGAUUUAGGAAUUUUUGGUCAGGCAGAUAGCAGCACAAAACUAGCAGCAGGAAGUCAAGAGAAUCUAGGUGAUUAUGAGAAUAGUGUAGCAGAGACAGGAUUCACAACACAGACGCAGGAGGAAGAGGAGGGCAGCAGAGCCUCAAAGGAAUCAUGGAGGCACUUACAACAAGGCCUCAUCGAGCUCAACUCAAUAAUUCAAGACUUUGCUUUAUUAAUUAAGGGUCAGAAAGAACCUGUUUCAAGCAUUGAGGACCACAUUGAUAGUGCUCAAGCCAAUGUUCAAAAAGGGACCAUGCAUCUGUUAAAGGCAACCAGACUUAAAACGGCUUUAUUUCCAGUUACUGGGGCCGUUGUUGGCGGGUUGGUUGGUGGACCCAUCGGAUUAUAUGCUGGCAUGAAAAUUGGUCUGCUUGCAACCGGUGGUGGCGUUAUUGUUGGUUAUGCAGGUGGGCGUGUUUUGAAGACAUCUAUCAACAAAAGCAAUGACAUCCCAUUGGUGGAGAUGUCCGAGAAACAGGCGCUUAGUGCUUCAGAUUUAGAUUAACUCCUAAAUCUUUUGAAAUUAAUUUUUAUGGGUAGCAAUUACCCUGUUUAUUAUGACGAGAACUGCAGAAUGCAGUACAUUGGGACUGGUGGAUAACCAGGGGUCACUAGCCUUGGAAUGAAAAUUGGAAUGGCCUCCACACUCCCGCAAGCAAGAAUCUCCCAGAAAUUCACAACAUUGGAUGUUUUUACUACUUUUUUAUCAAUUGUCUCACCAUGCACCGAUCAGAAAAAUGUAAUUAGGGUAUUUAACCAGUGACUUCUUCUAACUUUUGACCACUGUUGAACUAUCAGAUCACAGGCAUUCCAUAAUUCUAUGCCUGUGACAUACAGGCUGUAGAUCGUCAUCUUUUGGAAAGAAUUGUAGCUGUUAUCCCUGUAAAGCAUGACUAUAUGCACAUACAAUAAUGUAUUCAAAGAGAGUUGGGAAUUGUCUCUGAAUGUACUGCCCAAUUCAUCGCCAUGGAGGGAGCUGCAUUGCGGCUGUUGUGGAUCCAUAGGGGCCCAGCCCGAGUUUCCCAAUUACAGUACACAACUAGGACCAAUGGUUAACUUACUUUUCUUUAAAUAUGGUUAUAUAUAGGUGGUUGUUCACAAUCAACAUUUUCAAUAGCACAUAACAGGGUGUUACUAUCAUACAUCUUGAACAGUGGCAGGGACCCAGGGAAGGACUUUCACAGAUAGGGGUCUGCACCACCUCAGCCCCACCGGGGUUGGGACUGAGGCAAGAAAAUUUAUGAUUAGGGCCCUGCGCCUAGAUGGCUGGAAAUGGCACUCUUAAAUUUGAAUGCAAUUUUCUUUAUUUCUUAAUUUUUUAUUAAAUAAUUUUGUCAAAUUUGGGUGGGGCCCCCUAGGCUGGCUGGAUCCCCUUUGAAAUCGCCACUGAUGAAAAUGUUGAUUGAAAUUACUCCACAUUUAUCAAAUUAUUUUCAUAGCUGCUGAAAUUCAUUACAUAGUAAAUGAUUCAGUAUGGUUUCAUGUACAAUUUCAGUGGAGAAUGGUAAUACAGUAUAAAUGUAUUCCCACUCUUUUUUUUGUCCUAAAUAUGUUGAUGCUGUAAUUAUGAAUGCCUCAUAAAGAUGUAUCCCAUCUGAUUACAGUUGGUUUGUAGUUAAAAGUGAAUACUACUGUAUAUGUAGUUUUUAAAUGCUUCAAUCUCAAUUCAUAACAAAAUGUGCAAGUUUUUGUGAAUAUUAAAUUUUAGAUAGAUAUGUUGUUUUUUUUGCAAUAUUUCUUUUUGUGAAUUAAAAAAUGCCUAUAGCUUCCAUUGCAGCAUUUAUGGCCAAAUAUUUAAUUUAAAAAAUGCUUCCUACACCCACAAACAUGAAGUAUUUAAAACAAGUAGUUCAAUUUGUCAACCUUACUGUCAAAUUGACCUUUGAAAAACAUGAUUUUAUGUCUAGGAAUGCUAUUUUCAAGUUGCCACACACUUAUCUUUUUCUUUAUUAAACUCUGCUUCAACCACAGUAUGACUGAGGUGUGUGUGUGGCCCACUCUCUGGAAAUUGUAAUGCACCCUUGAUCAAUAACUUAGCUACAGGCCAAGUUAUUGGGUGGUAGUACUGUAUAUAUUUGUAAUAUUUAUGAAAUGUUGGGAGAAUUUUUUAAUUAAAGAUGUGAUUGAUAGCACUAAAA
Anneissia japonica is the source of this 2765-nucleotide messenger RNA. Its product is annotated as syntaxin-17-like. Lineage: Eukaryota; Metazoa; Echinodermata; Crinoidea; Comatulida; Comatulidae. Gene Ontology annotation, biological process: exocytosis; intracellular protein transport; vesicle fusion. The record is from RefSeq and is a predicted model, not a curated record. The coding region runs from base 185 to 1132 and encodes 315 amino acids. Gene Ontology annotation, cellular component: autophagosome membrane; endomembrane system; plasma membrane. The transcript has 7 exons. Gene Ontology annotation, molecular function: SNAP receptor activity; SNARE binding.